AUGUCGUGGUCUCUUCUUUUUGCCGCCCUGACCCACGUCGUUCGCGUUACCUGUGCACCAGAAACAUAUGACUAUGUUAUAGUUGGAGGAGGUCCCGCAGGUCUUCUCGUCGCGAACCAACUAUCUGCCGAUCCCGAUGUCACAGUCGCAAUCAUUGAAGCUGGAGAUUCCGGCUACAACAACCCCAAUAUAUCGUACGUACCAAAAUCGAUCUUGGAGUACGGUCUUUUCAUUGGUACAUCGAUCGACUGGAAUUACAUGACCGCACCUCAGAAGUAUGCUGGGAACAGGAGCGUGAAUUAUUGGGCAGGCAAGGCGUUAGGAGGUAGUACUACGAUCAAUGGAAUGACGUACAUUCGUGCCGAGAAAGAGCAAAUUGAUGGGUGGGAGGAGCUUGGAAACGAGGGUUGGAACUGGGAAAGUCUGCUCGAAUAUUACCUGAAGCAGGAAGGGUUCACCGAGCCAAGUGAGGAACUAUCAAAGGAAGGCGCGACCUUCAGGGACGGGGUACAUGGAACAGAGGGAGAGCUUGCCGUUGGCUUCACGCCAUACUUGGUUCGUCAAGGUUUCGUCAAACUGUUCAGCGAAACGUCCGAGGCGAUGGGAAUACCUUACAACAAGGAGCCGAACAAUGGUAGUAUGCGUGGCUUCGACACGUGGCCUAUGACACAAAAUGUGAGUGGGCCCACGAGAGCGGAUGGAGCCAGGUCCUUCUACUUCCCCGUUGCGUCACGCCCGAAUCUCCAGGUCUUCUUCAAUACCACAGCUGCACGCAUCAUCUGGAAUGAUGAAUCAUUCGCGACUUCGGAAGUGGUGGCCUCGGGAGUUGAGGUGAUCGACGCGGGAAAUGUAACGAAAACUAUCGGUGCCUCCAAGGAGGUCAUUGUCGCAGCCGGCGCUAUUCGAUCACCAGCACUUUUAGAGCACUCAGGUGUAGGUAAUCCCGCCAUACUCGAGCCUCUCGGUAUCAAGACCGUCAAUCCACUCCACUCGGUCGGUUCCAACCUGCCAGAUCAGCCCCAGCAUGGGAUGGUCUUCAACUCGUCCACGAAUUGGACGGGCUAUCCUACCUUCGCUACAUUUCUGACAGCUUCCGACCUCUUUGGGGAAGAGCUUCCCGCCCUUGUGGAAGAACUCAAAACCAAUGUGAGCGCAUAUGCUGCAGCAAUCGUCGCAGACUACGCGCCCGAUACCAUUACCAUCGAGACGCAAGAACGGCUUCUGCAGCACCAAGUAGACCUAGUCUUCACUGCUGACAGCGAUAUUCCCUUGAUAGAGAUCCUCUGGGCCCCGACUGGCCACCAGAUCAUCGCGCAGCUCUGGGAUUUGAUACCGCUUUCUCGAGGCUCAAUACACAUCGAGUCCGCCGAUGCAUCCUUACCGCCUCGUAUCGACCCCAACUUCUUCCAAAUGCCCAUCGACAUGUAUGUGCAAGCAGCAGCAGCAAUCCGUAUCCGCGAGUAUUUCGCCACUUCGCCGCUCGCGGAGGACGCUGUAGGCGAGGUCUCUCCCGGUUACGAAGCAGUACCGCAAGGUGCUCAUUGGAGAGAUCAAGUCUGGGACGACUGGAUCACAGGCGCUAUGAGCGGCAACUCACAUCCUGUGAGUACUUGCGCAAUGAUGAGCAAGGAGCUGGGCGGUGUGGUGGAUACAGAAGGCAAAGUUUACGGGACACAGAACGUCCGGGUCGUCGAUGCCAGCGUGUUCCCGACGCAGAUCAGUGGGCAUCUUAGCGCCAGUGUAUAUGCGAUUGCAGGAAAGAUUGCGGAUGCGAUGAAGCAGAAGAAGUCAGGUUAG
Molecule: messenger RNA, 1797 nt
Organism: Alternaria rosae
Lineage: Eukaryota; Fungi; Ascomycota; Dothideomycetes; Pleosporales; Pleosporaceae
Exons: 1
Coding region: 1-1797 (598 amino acids)
Molecular function (GO): flavin adenine dinucleotide binding; oxidoreductase activity, acting on CH-OH group of donors
Source: RefSeq, a predicted model, not a curated record